This is a messenger RNA of Scedosporium apiospermum, 567 nucleotides long. RefSeq lists its product as uncharacterized. The transcript has 2 exons. The coding region runs from base 1 to 567 and encodes 188 amino acids. NCBI's taxonomy places the organism in Eukaryota, Fungi, Ascomycota, Sordariomycetes, Microascales, Microascaceae. The record is from RefSeq and is a predicted model, not a curated record.
AUGACUUAUCCGGAUGAUUCCUCAUUUCCAAGCUCGGCUUUCGCCGCUUUUCGCAAGUCGCCUCGACAGGAGGACCUCUCCAGACUCGCCGCAGAGCACCUGAAACAUGACCUGACCGAGGGCGAUCGCGAUAUUCUAGCCAAAGCAUCUAGCCGGAUAAGCACUCGGGCCACGGUUGGCUCGAUACUUGGUCUAGGAUUGGGAGUUUAUAUGGCUUACGGGCUACGGAGAGGCCGCGUGGAAAUGUUUAACGCUUUCCGAACGGCACGCAAGCCCGUCCAGGUGACGUUCGCGGACGGAACGACUGAGAAGCUACCCGACCUGACGCGAAUAAUGCAGCCGACGGCGAUGGGUGACGUCUUCACCUACUUAUUAUGUGGUCUUGGGGGCCUCUUCUUUGGCGGUGAGACGGGGUUCUUGGCAGGAACAUGGUCUGCGACGAGAGCGAUUCGAGAGAAUCCUGACACCGAGAAGCGCAUCGGGGUGGCCUACCGACGGUUCAAGGCCGACUUCUUGAGACGGGAGGCGGAGAGGUUGGAAGCAGGUGGCCCUAUCGACUUGUUCUAA